AUGAAUACCGAUCAAUCACCGGCUGCGGAACCUUACCGCGCCUCUGCCUUUGCUGAUGCGAAGCCUGAACUUUCAGCUCCCGGAGCCACGCCAGAGCGGUUGGAACACCUCAGGGAUCACGGUUUUGUCAUCAUCAACGACUUUGUCGACAACCCCUGGAUCCCGAUUCUGCGUGAAGCAGGUCGCCGCGUCACCGAAGCGUGUGCACCCGAGCAUAUCUAUAGUAAGAUCGACGGCUCGAAGGGCUACGUGCACCGCACAGGACAGGAUCAGCCGUGGGCGAUUCGGGGGCUUAUCCAUCCGGCUUUCAAUGAACCCAGCUUUGCUGAGUUCCACGGUUCUUCAGAUUUCUUGGAUUUCGUCUCCUCUUGGUGUAACGGGCUCCAACCAGAGGAUAUGGUGCUUGGUGGACUGCUGCUAUGGUGCAAUGCCCGGACGCACGAGAACAAACUUGGUUGGCACCGAGAUACAACAUGGUGGGGCACCGGGGAGAGAUACUUCGCGCAGCACGACCGGAAGGAGGGACCCGAAGCGUAUUCCGAGGAGACUGAGAGAAUCCGCUGGAAAGAAAUCGUUGCAAAUAACGCGAAAUCUGUCACGGAGCGAAACGGCGUGAGCAUGUUCUUGGCGCUGACGGACGACGAAUGCCACGAGCUAGUACCGGGCAGCCACAAUCGAUGGCGUUCACCGUUGGAACAAGACGUGCUUCUACCGAGAGGGAUGAAGGACCAAGGUGUCCCACACACACCGAGUUGGAACGGCGUGGACCCGUUGCCGGGUCAGGUUGCAAUCCGACUCAAAGCGGGAGAAGCCCUCAUCCGCAAUGGCGUAACAAUCCACACCGGGCACACCGUUCCCCAGCGUGAGCGGAACACGUUGUCAAUCGGUUGGUCGAAAUGGUCAGGCGAGUUCACCGGCGAGCCUUCAGCUUCAGACGUGCGGCACGCGUGGCAACUCGAUCCCGCUGCGCGCGAAGUCUUGCCGCACAAGUGGAUGAAGAUCGCUUGGGAUCGCUGGGCGGAAACCCAGAAACUGGGAGAUUCGCUCGAGGACCGAUACACAGGCUUUGACAUCAACCGCAUCAAGGUUGGUGAGGUCAUCGGUUGGCGCGGUGAACUGGAACGCCAAGCCGCGGCAGCCGGCGAAGCGUGGGAACGCUUCCAGACCGCAGCUGGCUAG
Messenger RNA from Geodia barretti, 1179 nucleotides. The record is from the annotation of a GenBank genome assembly. NCBI's taxonomy places the organism in Eukaryota, Metazoa, Porifera, Demospongiae, Tetractinellida, Geodiidae.